This is a messenger RNA of Hordeum vulgare subsp. vulgare (domesticated barley), 1123 nucleotides long. Its product is annotated as cell number regulator 2-like. NCBI's taxonomy places the organism in Eukaryota, Viridiplantae, Streptophyta, Magnoliopsida, Poales, Poaceae. The transcript is spliced from 2 exons. The record is from RefSeq and is a predicted model, not a curated record. Bases 116 to 616 code for a protein of 166 amino acids.
CAUCCCCGCGCUAGCUUAAUCACCCCUCGCUCCGCCAGCCUCACCACCCUCCGGUGGCCGGACGAGGAAGCCAGCUGCCAAGAGGAAAGUAUAUACACCGAUUCGCGUGCCCGCAAUGGACGCCGCCGAGCUGCCACCACCGGCCGCGCCGAUGCGCGCGCUGGUGCACGCGCCGCCGCCGACCACCCCCUGGACCACGGGCCUGUACGACUGCACCGAGGACCGCGGCAACUGCUGGCUGACGUGCCUCUGCCCGUGCAUCACGUUCGGGCUGGUGGCGGAGAUCGUGGACCGCGGCGCCAUGGCGAGCGGCGCGAGCACGGCGCUCUACAUGCUGGUAGGGCUGGCGUCGGCGUGGUGGUUCACGCCCAUCUACACCUGCUUCUACCGCACCAAGAUGCGCGCGCAGUACGGCCUCCAGGAGGACCCCUACCCGGACGUGUGCGUCCACACCUUCUGCGAGUGGUGCGCCCUCUGCCAGGAGUACCGCGAGCUCCACAACCGCGGCUUCAUCAUGGACAUCGGGUGGCACGCCAACAUGGAGAUGCAGCAGCGCGGCGGCGGCGGCGUGGCGACGGUGCCGCCCGCCAUGCACGUAGACGGGAUGACGCGGUGAUCGUCAUCGUCGGCGCAAGAGCUAGCUAUAGCUUAGCCACCCCAGCUGUUGGAUAUAUAUAUCCAGAUCUAUAUAUAUGCGCCUUCCAUCUCGAUCCAUGACGCGAGAGGAGUAGCUACGUACUUCUUCUUAACCAGGACAAGUUAUCUGGAGAGAGGGGCUCUUACCUCUUACUCUUAGUGCAGACGUUCGGCCAGAUCGUUGCCAAGCUGCCAAGGCCGUCGGCAAUGCCGCCUUCGACGCUGUUUCAACCUUCUCUACUAGGACGGUGUUCGAGCUUGAAGGCAGACUCCAUCGUCAAGCGGUGCUUGUUUCUCUAUCACUUUAAUCUUAGGUGGUUGUAUAGGGUGGCUUGUGUAAGUUUGUUUUUUUAAUCUGUUUUCCCCCACACUGGUAUUGUAUCUUUCGGCCGUUGGUUUUUUUAUUGCUUUGUUGGUGUAGUUGAUCGUUGUGCUUGUUGGUUGUAACCCUGACCAGUCGAUGGCAUUGCUAAUUUAAAGCCGGGUU